AAGCAGGAACUCACAGUUGCUCAUCACCACCUCCUGUUCAGACGACAAGAAGUGCAGCCUAACGAGAGUGCACAGGCCAUGAUGUUUGGGAGCUUGCUGUUUGCUGUGUGUUGUAGCGCAGCACUGGCCCAUUUCAACACUAAUCUAGACCAGCACUGGGAGCUGUGGAAGAAGACCAAUGGCAAAUUGUACACUACUGAGGUUGAGGAACUUGGCAGGAGGCAGUUGUGGGAGAGAAACCUUCAGUUGAUCACCGUUCACAACCUAGAGGCCUCCAUGGGCAUGCAUUCAUAUGACCUGUCUAUGAACCACAUGGGUGACAUGACAACAGAGGAGAUUCUGCAAACAUUAGCGUUGACCCAUGUUCCUCCUGGCUUUAAAAGACAAAUUGCUAAUUUUGUGGGCUCUUCUGGUGAUGCUGUCCCAGAUUCACUGGACUGGAGAGAGAAGGGCUAUGUAUCCAGCGUGAAGAUGCAGGGUGCUUGUGGUUCUUGUUGGGCAUUCAGCUCUGUUGGCGCUCUUGAAGGUCAGCUGAAGAAGACCACUGGAAAGCUGGUGGACCUCAGUCCACAAAACCUGGUGGACUGUUCCUCCAAAUACGGCAACAAGGGCUGCAAUGGCGGGUUUAUGAGUGAUGCCUUCCAGUAUGUUAUUGAUAAUGGUGGCAUUGCUUCAGAUUCUGCUUACCCUUAUCGAGGAGUGCAACAACAGUGCAAAUACAGUCCAUCCCAGCGUGCAGCAAACUGCACUAAGUACUAUUUCGUCCGUCAGGGAGAUGAAAAUGCCCUCAAGCAGGCAGUGGCCAGUGUCGGACCAGUUUCAGUGGCCAUCGAUGCCACCCGGCCUCAGUUUGUCCUAUACCACAGUGGAGUUUACAAUGACCCAACCUGUACUAAAAGAGUCAACCAUGCAGUGCUGGUCGUGGGAUAUGGUACACUUUCUGGACAGGACUAUUGGCUGGUCAAAAACAGUUGGGGUACACGCUUUGGAGAUGGUGGCUACAUCCGUAUAGCCAGAAACAAGAACAACAUGUGUGGAAUCGCCUCAUAUGCCUGUUAUCCAGUCAUGUAGCUGAAACAUGUUGAUUUUAUGAACGUUUCAAAAGGAAUUUUCUGUUUUUAUUGUCCAUUUUCUUGGAUGUGCAAUGUUCUGUAUGUUGCCUUUGUUUCCAAUUCUUAAAUAUCUAAAUGUGUCUUAUCUUAUUAAAAUACAGGAUUUUUAAUCUUG
Danio aesculapii is the source of this 1227-nucleotide messenger RNA. RefSeq names its product cathepsin S-like. Gene Ontology annotation, cellular component: lysosome. The coding region runs from base 79 to 1071 and encodes 330 amino acids. The transcript is spliced from 8 exons. NCBI's taxonomy places the organism in Eukaryota, Metazoa, Chordata, Actinopteri, Cypriniformes, Danionidae. Gene Ontology annotation, molecular function: cysteine-type endopeptidase activity. Gene Ontology annotation, biological process: immune response. The record is from RefSeq and is a predicted model, not a curated record.